CCGGAUUUGGUACUGUGCCCGUGUCUCUUCUGGAUGACAUGCAUAGGCCUACGACGUCCAAAAAUUGUGACAGAAUUCUUCUGAGAAAAUUCGUUUAUUUUGUGAGACAAUUACCCUUAACCAAACGGUAAAAUUUGCCUUAGAGAUUUGAAACAAACUGGUCUAAACGAAUUAAACUACAUCAGCAAAGAUAAAGUGCUUUGACCGGUACUGAAAGGUUUAAAGUUACCACCAUGUCUUUUAGUGGAGCUUGUAAUUGGAAGCAUCGUCCCUGCCACUUCACAUGGAAACUCAACACCGGUAAUCUAGUCAACUACGACAAAAUCAUUCGGAACAUUGACUCCGACUUGGACAUAACAGGGAACCUAGCCACUGCGGGAAACUUAUUAUUCAGAUCCUAUUUGGAGGUUUCGAACCGUAAUUAUCAUUAUGACGUAAGCAAAGCGCUCGAAUUCCUCGAUAGAGCAGAUUAUUACGUAACCAACCAAGCACCACCGGAUUUUCGUAAUGGUUUUAAAAGUGUAGUAUUGCUUAACCGAAUGUGGAUUGAGCACAAGAACCUUGAUAAUAAGGAAGUUAACAGCUUACUGGCCAAACUGAAUGAGUUAGACCUAACAGAAAGGGAUUUGUGUGUAAUUAACACAUUGAAGGCUACAUGUUUGACAAGGCUAGGCCCGCCGGAAUUUGACAACGCACUUAAAUUGUUUGAGUCAGCGCUUGAACAUUUUCCAGAGAGUUCUGAUUUUUUGUUUGGAGCUAUGCUGAUAACUGGAAGAAAAAUGCGUUACAACAGGAAGCUUGGAGAUGAUUAUGACCAACUCGACGAUGUCGGAAAAUCACUCAUGGACAAGGAGCGUAGUUAUUGUGAAAGAUUGAUCAGAGUGAAUGAUGAGUAUCAACUUGGAAGGUCAUUCCUUGGACAAAAUUUUAAUCGACGAGGAAUAAAUUAUCACGACUCUGCUUGUUUUCAAUUAGAGAAAGCUUAUCAAAAGGCUCCUACGGUAAGAGCAGUGUUCAACAAUUUAAUCAGGUACUAUAGGUACCACAACGAAUUAGAAAAGGCUAUACGUGCAUUGAAGGACAACAUUGAAAAAUGGCCGUACGACAAUGUUGCCGAGAGCCACUUUCAGUUAGCUUUGUGCUACAUCCGUCAAAUAGACCAAGCAUUUUAUAAACGAGAACGUACACAAGCAGCCUUAUAUCAUCUAGACAAAUGUUUGGACCUGGACGAAAUGCAUUUGUUUUCCUUAACGAAAAAGCUUGAUUUACUGACCAAACGUGGUCCGUUGCAAGAUAUAGAAAAAGCAAGACGUCUCUACCAAGACAAACUACAACAGUCCGAUAUUUUAUCACCUCAGGAUCGGUUCCAUCUCUUCUACUGCUAUGCCAAGUUUCUGGACUGUACCAAGUCAAGCUCUAUGAUUGAAAUGUGGGAGCGUGUGAUGGACAUUUCGACGGAAAUGCAGUAUCAAGAUGAAAGCUCUGGUGAGUGGAAAGUAGCGGACAGGAUAAAGGUCGACAGGGACAGGGCAUACAAGAAACUUAUUACCUACUACGAGUGCACACGACGAGUAGAAAACAAAUACCUUAAGCUGGGCAAUCUGUAUCUUCAAAUGUUCGAAUUUGCAAAGGCUGGGAAGGCCUUCAUUCGUCUGGAUCCCAGUAGCAAUAUCGAGAUCCCAAUGGACCUCGCAGAGGUCCAUUUCAAAUGGGGAUGCAAACUAGAAGUGCAGUCUCAUUUAAGGCAGUGCCAACCACAUGAAGCAGCUGGGAUGUUUAGAAUGGCUCGAGAGAACGUUUUGACUGCAUCGAAAAUGAGUGAUUUUGACGAAUCGCGAGGUAGAAAGCUGCUUGCUGAUAUUGCUCUGUGGACUGCACACAACCGGCUGACCAGUGAAGGCUUGGAGACUCCUCAGUUACAGCCAACCCCACCAGACUCGGUGAAUGAGCCGUGCAUAGAUGCCUACCGAGAGGCCAUCAGAUGUGGAAGCCUCGUUGCAAGUGUGGAGCUAUUGCGUCUGAUCGAGAAAGGUCACCUCAAGACAAUUUCAAGAUCAGUGUAUAUCAGGAUUCUCGCAGAAAUCUACAUGUGUUGCUCAAGAGAUGCUAGCGGCUCUCUCCACACAGAACACAAGCCUCUCUCCUUCCAAGGAGGUCUGACCAGCCGUGAUAAAGACUCCGAUCAAAUGGGCAUGGAUUGUGACACGAUCAAGCAAGAUAUCACAGACCUCUUGAGUCAGGAUGAGUUCUACUCAGACGCACGAAAGCAAUAUUUCGACAUGGAGAGACAAAUACUUCAAGAGGAUCCGGGAAGUACAUCGGUCAAGUUGAUGUUGAGUGAGGCAGGAGGAAAUGCAGUCAAGGAUUGUGUCCUGAAGGCCGCGGUGGAUUGCUGUGAGAAAGCACGCCCUCUGUUGGAUCACAUCGUUGUGAAAUUCCAGAUGGAGGAGCUCAAGUUCAGUGAAGAAAAGAAAAAGCAGUACUUUCCACUGAAGAGGGAGACAGAUCGAACUAAACUGGAAAAAGAAAUGAAAAAGCCCUUGAAAGCAUUAUUUGAGGUUGACUUAAAGACACACUAUCCAAAGCUCUACAACUAUAUUCUUCAGAUACAGCCUGGCAUCAACCCCGAGUAUGAGUGUCUGCUUAGUUUAUGCGAGGUAGUCGGCCAGUCGAAGCAUGCGGGCAGAACACCUGAAAAACUAAGGAGUCUAGUCGAAGAUCCGGUAAAAAUGGCUCGACAAUCCAUGGACAAAGUUGAAGAGAUUUGCAACUUUUUCCGUGACACCAUGGAAGACGUAUCGCAACUGGACAACAAAGUUAAGGAGCUGGUAUCUGAUUUAAGAAGUGGGAGCCAUGACCAAGCAGCUCAGCUUUUGGGAAUCCUCACGGAGAAUCAUGACUAUGUUUGUAGAAUCAGAAGCACCUGGACAAUUCUGGAGAUGAUGGCACUUGUUCAGAGGAGCAGGAAUCAAGAUGGCCCAAUUGGCGACCCAGAUGGCCGAGUGAUUAGGUUGGUUGAAGGAUCAUGGGAGCUCUGUAAGAAACUACGCAGAUCUCACCUGGCAGUCGAGGCGGCCCUAUUAGAGACAGCCGACCCAAGUUCGAAUGACGUUCUAGAUAAAUGCAGAGACACGUGCAAGGAGACCGAUGGCGUUUUGAAGUCAGUCUUGGAAACAAAGAAAAGGAAUCGUCAAGAUGGCAAAGUGGUGGAGUUCCCGUUUAAGGACUUGCACCCACAAGGAUCCGAUCUGGGAUGGGAAGGAAAGGUCACCAGACAGCUGAAAAUAGACAUCAAACGCAUGGGUAUCAUUACAGACGACAACUUAAUAAAAAGUGUUUUAAAGCUUCAACCAUGCACCAAUGAGGAGAACUACAAGUUUAUUGCCAUGCGACGAUUCGCUCAGACGGACGACGGUGUGGAAGCACUCAAGGGUACUGUGUCCAUACAGACAGACAUCCCAGAUACACGAGAGUACAGGGUUGUUGAUAUUGUGAGAUGGUGUACAGACAAGGCUGAUGAGAUCGCUGGUGAAAUCUAUGAACUAACACUUUAGGUCCCUUGCUGAGCAAGACAUCAAUGCAAACUACAAUAACUGUUCUUAGGUUAGACUUGGUUCCAAGUCAACGACCGUGGCUUUUAGUCUACCCGAUAGCCAAUACAGUAUUGCCUGAAAUAGCACCCUCUUGUAGAUUAACCUCCGUCAUUAGCAAUCACGAGAUUGCGAGUUGGGGUGCGUCUAAUCUGUGGGGCGAUUUGCGUGGCUGAUGCAGAAGAAAAAACACGAUCUCAGACUUGAAGUCAAGUCUAUUGUUUCCCUCUGGGUGCAUACGGAGUCUCAGAUGUACCAUACCAUUAACUAAUUAAUUAACUGGUUUGAAUUCAUGAUGUUCCACACAUAUUCUUAUUUGAUAGACCUCCGUGUUUCACGAUACCUCAUUUUUUAAAUUCAGUGUUCAGUUAGGACUAAAACCAAAUCAGAAGUGUUAUCUGAAGUGAUUCAAGAAGUACAUUGUUAUCAAAAAAUGUUAUCGGACCAUCGGAACUGUUGCCAGAAGUGUAAAGAAGUGUUACCAGUACCUAAAAACUUCCAUCCGAACUCGUUCUUACUACGUUCUGAAAAUGUAGUCUCGGUGCAAGGUCGUGUUAUUCACACUCAUUCAACUACGCGAUCCCCCGUAGUUGGGAUGGAGGUAAAACAUAACUGUUAUCGGAAUUAUCAGAACUGGUAACAGAACUGUUAUCAGAAGUGGUCAGAGUUUUUACAAGAACUGUUACAGACCUGUCACCAGAAUUGUAAAUAGAGAUGUAACAAACUAUUAUCCAGAAUUGUUAUCAGAACGUUUAUUUGGAUUUUUUGGCAGCUGUUUCAGAACUGUUAUCAUAAUUGUUUGUUACCAGUUGUCAUAACUUGCACCAGAACUGUUAUCAGAAUUAUUACCAGAACUGUAAUUAGAACUGUUAAAAGAAAUAAAGAACGGUCACUAGA
This is a messenger RNA of Asterias rubens (European starfish), 4487 nucleotides long. RefSeq lists its product as uncharacterized. Bases 234 to 3554 code for a protein of 1106 amino acids. The record is from RefSeq and is a predicted model, not a curated record. Lineage: Eukaryota; Metazoa; Echinodermata; Asteroidea; Forcipulatida; Asteriidae. The transcript has 8 exons. Gene Ontology annotation, molecular function: protein binding. Gene Ontology annotation, cellular component: cytosol. Gene Ontology annotation, biological process: defense response to virus.